Mugil cephalus (flathead mullet) is the source of this 3126-nucleotide messenger RNA. RefSeq lists its product as uncharacterized. Bases 294 to 1865 code for a protein of 523 amino acids. Gene Ontology annotation, molecular function: lipid binding. NCBI's taxonomy places the organism in Eukaryota, Metazoa, Chordata, Actinopteri, Mugiliformes, Mugilidae. The record is from RefSeq and is a predicted model, not a curated record. Gene Ontology annotation, biological process: lipid transport; lipoprotein metabolic process. The transcript has 4 exons. Gene Ontology annotation, cellular component: membrane; extracellular region.
UCAAGUGUAGAUAGCGCGACCGUAACUCUCCGAAGCGCAGAUGGCGUAUGCUUAAAAAGUAUAACUUUAAAACUGGAAAGAGGACAAACCAUCAUCAUUUGUUACAGGAGUGGAGAACUGCUCUGAUUUGAAAAAGCAGCAUUUUUUUUUAAAUGCUUUUCCACAUUUUCGACAUUUUCAGAAAUAAAACACGUCAAGAGGAAACGUGUUUUUAUGUGCGUGUUUCCUACAGCACUUGAAGACAAUUACAGGAAAUCGGUCCUGAACAGCUAAAGGCUGUACGAGGGGAGGGCAUGAUGUCUCCAUCAAGGACUGAACUAGAGGAAGCCUUGUGUCACUACAUGACACACACCCUCAACAACAUCAACAUAGUGAGAGAUUUCUAUGAGGGGUUCUCUAUAUGGAAGGACAAGAGGUGCAAGGAAAUCAACAGGAUGAAUGGCAUCAAAGACAGGGCUGACGGACUGAAAUUCAGUCAUGUUAUAAAGUCAGAACACAAAUGCUGCGCCUUUUGUAAUUUUUUGAGCCUCAACUUCAGGCAGUUGUGUGCAGACAGGUGUGAAGAGUUGAGACAGGAGCUGGAUGGAGUGUUGAAGAAAACCCUGGAAGGUCUGGAGAACCUCCACGGCUUCCUGGAUGCAGUGGAGAGGCUGGCUGUCACCUCACCAAACAUUUUCAUGGAGAACCAGGUGUUACGCCUCCCUGAAGACUUCAGACAUGUUCAGGUUGUCAUCACUGCUGCAACAGAAAUCUGCCCUCGUCUGCUAGUGUUUAAAAGAGAUGCCAAAGUCUUCUUCACUCCCAAACUUCAGAAUGUUGAAGUGUUGAUAUAUCAACUGGACAAAUACGUGCAGAUCACCAAGAAGAUCUGUAAGACGUUGGAGAAAAGAUGCUUGAAGGUAUUUGGCAUGAAGCUGACCAACAAACCUGUGAUAGACAUGAAUGUGGAUUUGUCUGAAGAAGAGAUUCAGAGGAUGCUGCAUCACAUUAACCAUCUUUGUGAAAUCAGAGAAGACCAGAACUUCCGCACAGUCUUCUUGUUCCAGGAUGUGUAUUAUUCUGAUUUCAUCCAGGAGUUCAAUGAGCAACAGCCCAGGAUGCUGCAGUUUCUAGCUAAGCUGGAUAAAGCUGCUGAUCAGCUGGAAAAAAUUAAAAAAAGAUCAACGAUCUCCAGUUUGACAGGCAGCUCAGUGGGGGCAGUUGGAGGUGUGCUGUCCAUCGUUGGGUUGGCAUUAUUAUCUUCAGCUUUGAUUAAUUCUGGUGCAGUGUUGGGAGUCAUAAGCGGUGUCAUUGGUAUUGUCACCACUGCCAUAGAGGCUUUAGGUAAUUAUGUGCAACACGUUAAAGCCGACGAAGCCUCUCAGAGCUUCAUGGAAGGUGUGAAGUGUCUGCAAGAUUGUCUGGAGGACAUGAUCAAACAACCAAUCCCAAGUCUAGAAGCAAGUACAUUAGAUGGGACCUUAGCAGCAACCAAGAUUGUUUUAAAGGUUCGUGGUAUUGGAAAGGUUGUUGAUGUUAUUCUUGAUGCUGCCUCUGCUGUUAAGCAGGUGGCCUUAGACUUUGACAUAGGUCUCAUCCGUUUGAAUGCUCUCUUCAUUGGCAUGGAUAUAUUCUUUAUAUGUAAAGACAUUGUCAGUCUGACCAAAGGCUCCAAGUCUGAAGUCUCACAUUUCAUCAGAGCCAGAGCUGAACUUUGGAAAUCUGAGAUGGAGUCAUGGAAGAAGAUCCACGAUUGUCUGGACAAAGGUCUGCAAACAUCAGAGGAAAAGCGUGCUGUCCUGGAGAAACCAUUUUAUCAUUUAGGAAAUUCACUGAAUCUGGUCACAUCCAAACUGAAAUCAAAGAGAGUCGGUAAAGAUCAUUGACUGUUUAAAUAUGGAGGCAGAAGCACGUAGAGCUCCCCCUGGUGACUGGCUGCAGUAUAGGUCAUAAGCUCCACCCCUCCAUGUUAGUGGAUGGAAGUUAGGCCAAACUAUUAUUCUUUAAGGUUGAUUUCUGACAUUUUAGGUACGGAUGAGUAUCGUGAAGGAUUUAUCCGACGCUGAUACUGUGCCUGAACUGGUGUUUUAAAAAUGACAAACUUUGCCCCAAAAUGCUGCUUUUUUAUUUUUAAAUCAUUUUGUGAGGUGCAAGUUGAAUAGAAUAUCGCUUUAAAUAAUAUAAAUAAAACUAAGAAGUAAAUGAACCAAUAAAAACUAAAAUUCACAACAGACUGUUAUAAUGAUGUAAAAAAAUAAUAAAAACAGUGGUGUGGGGUCUGUCAGGUUAUCAAAGAAAAAAAAGUCUAUGCGUUGUCAGAUUCCAGGUAUUAACUCUCUAGCACAAUAUCUCCUUAGAGCACUUGUUGCAGGUUACUUAUGACGAGUGUGAGUCAGACCUUACCCCAGAUUCCACGGCUCCACGGUCAGUCGUGACAAUUCAUGUAGGUAUUCUGGAGGUUCACUGUUCACGUCACAUGUAGCAUCAGCACAGCAAUAGACCUAAGGAGGCUAAGCUAAUUAAAAACUCACUGGCACCAAAUGAAGCACCCAGAUCAGUCUGGUUACUACCGUCUGAGUCAGCACCGGGGCCAUUAUGGUACAGAGUAUCUGUACUCAUCCCUAAUUUUAGGUAGUUAAUAUAAUGCUGAUGCAUGUUCAGUUGUCAGUUUCUGAGAAGUUUUGUUUGAGUUAUGCUAUAGAACCAUUUAUAUGUAACUGGUGGUGGUAGAGUUUGUCCAAUGGGAGGAAGUGGGGACGUGUUUCCAUUUUUACAGUCUAUGGUAUUGAUCAUGUAGUCGUACCUUUACUUAUUUUGUCAAAUAAACACAAGCUUUGGUAAGUGACCAGCUGCAUUAAAUCGUUACAUUUCAAGUUUUUUGCACAUUCUAUUCUUUCACUGAUUGAAGUUUUCUUUUUAAAUUUCUGAAAUGUUGUGUUAUAUUAAAUGUUGUGUUUUUUAUUCAUUUUUUUAAGUCACAUCAUGAUCUACAUACUUUUACUGAGCAGAGGAAUUGUGUUUCCAAAAUCAGCAUAAAAAACACAACUCACUUUACAGCUCAUUUAUGUAUCAGUGAAAUUUGUUGUACAGAUCAGUUAAUUAUAAAAGUAUAAUGAAAGAAAGAAUAAACUGAAAGAAAAAAAAGCA